Molecule: messenger RNA, 1430 nt
Organism: Eucalyptus grandis
Lineage: Eukaryota; Viridiplantae; Streptophyta; Magnoliopsida; Myrtales; Myrtaceae
Product: epoxide hydrolase A
Exons: 4
Coding region: 110-1093 (327 amino acids)
Molecular function (GO): hydrolase activity
Source: RefSeq, a predicted model, not a curated record
ACAAACGUACAGUUCCGUUCGUCGUCCGUCGUCUCUCUCUCUCUGUUUCGCGACAUCGAUCGCAUCGCCUGCCUCCUCAUCCGAGGAUCUCGCCGUACGGAUCGCAGGCAUGGCGUCGUUGCCGUUCGAGUACGAGGUGAGCCACAGCAGGGUGAGGACGAACGGGAUAUGGAUGCACGUGGCGGAGAAAGGGGAGGGCCCCCACCUGGUGCUCCUCCUCCACGGCUUCCCCCAGACCUGGUACGCCUGGCGCCACCAGAUGGCCUUCCUCGCCGCCCGCGGCUUCCGCGCCGUCGCCCCCGACCUCCGGGGCUUCGGCGACUCCGACUCCCCCCUCAGCCCCGCCGCCUACACCAUCCCCCACCUCGUCGGCGACCUCGUCGGCCUCCUCGACCACUUCGGUCAUCGCCAGGCAUUUGUGGUGGGGCAUGACUGGGGAGCAGUUGCAGGAUGGUUCCUGAGCUUGUUCAGGCCUGAUUUGGUGAAGGGUCUGGUUGCUCUGUCUUCUCCAUAUUCCCCCAGAUCUCCAGGUACCAGAAUUCUCGAAUCGUACAAGCCUCUUGGAGAUGGUUUCUUCAUCACUCAAUUUCAGAAGCCAGGAAGAGCAGAGCGGGCGUUUGCUAGAUAUGACUAUUUGACGGUGAUGAAGAAGCUUCUCUUGCACAACAAAAAGGAGAUACUAAUUGCUCCUCCUGAAAUGGAGAUCAUUGACUUCCUGGAAACUCCAGCCACAUUGCCCUCCUGGAUUACCGAAGAAGAUUUGCAGGUCUAUGCCGACAAGUUCCAGGAGUCGGGUUUCACUGGCCCUCUCAACUAUUACAGAGCUAUGGACUUGAAUUGGGAGCUUCUGGGGCCAUGGGAUGGGGCAAAAAUCACAGUUCCUACCAAGUUUAUAAUCGGCAACAAGGAGAACGGUUUCGAGGCAGCCGGUGCCAAAGACUAUAUACAAGGAAACAUAUUCAAGAACCUUGUUCCCAAUGUCGAGGUCGUCAUUCUAGACGGGCACCGUUUCAUCCAUGAGGAGAGAGCACAACAAGUUUGCGACGAAAUUCUCAACUUCUUCCAUAAACAUUCUAUUGAAUCACAACUUUGACUGGUCUUGAUCAUACUGCAGAAAGUUUCUCAACGUGCCAUUACCUUCCCCACUUUCUCCCACGGUGCAGUGUACGCGUCAAUGUCAGUUAAACAAAAGAAUGAGAUUGUCUUCAUAGUCAUAUGCUUCUUUGGUCCUUUGUGGAAUGAAUCGUGCAUUUUCGUCCUGAUGUCUUCCCUCGCUUCGCUCAACUUUAAUCUUGAGCUUUGGGUCCAUAAAGCUCGCAGCUUGUUUUUAUCGAGCAUCCUGGAUUCACUGGUUGACUGAACUAGCCUGCCAAGUUAUCUUGGGAACCUAAAUAAUUAAUCUUAAACGCAUAUGAUUUGAGGUUGGAACA